Molecule: messenger RNA, 2064 nt
Organism: Puccinia triticina
Lineage: Eukaryota; Fungi; Basidiomycota; Pucciniomycetes; Pucciniales; Pucciniaceae
Exons: 9
Coding region: 1-2064 (687 amino acids)
Source: RefSeq, a predicted model, not a curated record
AUGCAACAGCAAGAUACCCGCCCGAGUACGACGGCGACUUUGGAUGAGCUGGACAUCCGUGGCGAGCGGCUCAGAGAGCGCGUGGACCUGAACUGCUCUCAAGCACGAGAACUCGAACGAUCGCUUGACCGCCUGGAGCCCCAACUACAGAUGUUGACCCAAGCGACCUUCUUCGAUGCAGACCAAGAGCAUCCAUCAUCAGCUUCUGUGACCACCUUGAUGGCCCCCCAGUUCAACAAAAGAAUUCGCUGUGAAAUACCUCCGAUUACGCCCAAGAUUCGGCCGAAGCUUCCUGAAGCCGUCAAGGGCAAUCCGCUCCACAAGCUUGCUCCCGACCGCGACCCCAAUGUCGCAAAGGCAACGGCCCCCGUCGGCCUGAACCUCUCAUCCGCUCAAAUAAUGGAUUGGCCUCGGAGGGGCGACUCCGCCCAUCGGAUCUCAUUUAUCCUCAAUCCUGCCAUGAACCCUGCGAAGGAAAACAAGCAAGAUCUCGAGCCGCCCUCUGCCGGCUCAGUGAACUCUCAGGACGCAGACCAUCCCAGCCCUGACGAGUCAACCCGACAAACCGCGGCCCACUCAUUUUCCACCGUCUCGAUCCCAGGCAGCGCAGCAGCCAUGCAGAUCCCGCCACUGGACCCGGACUUGGUCAUGCCGGAUUACCAAGCGUUCUUCAAGCGCUACUCGAACCGGUUAACUUGGUCUCCCGAAGAGAGAACCAGCCCAGCAACUCUCCAAAAGAAAUCGGAUCUUCUGCUUCGUGCAAUCAUUAGUGCAUCCGAUCCAAAGUCGACCAAAUCGAAAAUGCUCUCUGACUGCUACGACAAUGCGUUGAAUAUGAGCCGAGCAACAGUAUUUCCAGAAAAAGACUAUAAUAUUCAGGAUCUCAAGGGCAUCAUGGUACUGGCCAUCUAUCAUGGCCUUCACUGUGUUUGCUCCCACUUUGUGUCUCUUUGCUUGACGAUAAAGCUACACAAGGUUUUUGUCAAGCUCACUGACCCCGUUCUGCGCGGCGAGGCCAACGAAGCUGAGCUGGUAGAAAUGGGCCGGACCUGGUUGCUUGUAGUCGUCUAUAGCCACUUUUUGUGUAUCUUCAGCAGGAAGCUUUACUUGAUUGGCUCACCCUCUCAAAUGAUCCGCAACCACGCAACAACCUUGGAGACAUCGAAAUUUCGACAAUCUUGCGAUCCUUUGAUUAAUGCCCAUGUAAACCUAGUAUUGGUCUUAGCGUUCGCCCAAAACAAACUGGACAGUCGCAAUUAUCCGGGGUCGUUGAGUGGGAGGAAAGAGGGCAAUGUCUUGCCGGAAGUACCCCUUGUCAUGCACCAAUUGGAGUGCUGGGCCACGGAUUGGAGGCAACGUUGUCCAGAACUCUUCACCACCAAGUCGAUGGGCCCACGCAGGUUUCUGCAGAACGCUCGACAGUAUGUCGAACUAUAUGUCAUGCAUGCUGCAAUAUGGCCAUGCCAGGAUGGAAGGAUGAUUAUCACUAACCAACGCCGUUACCAAUGGGCUCUCCAGGGCUGCCAACACGCCGAGAAUAUCUUGCAAGCGGUGCUUGACCUGAAAGACGAGCUCGAUGCAAACGAGGAAUACGAUGCAGAAUUCUGUCCAGACAACUUACCCCUUAACAUCGAGUACCACAAAGCAACCCUUGGCCUGGUCACCGGCUAUCUCUUGUGGGUCAGCUUGAUCAUCCCAGGAUGCGUGAACUUGGAGCGCUAUCUGGAGCUGUUCGUCAGGCUGCAUAACAUCAAGUUCAAGUUCAGCUGCGAAUACAUCGAAGUCAUCGAGAAGUCCAUCUUCAGUAUCUACGAGAUUCUGAUGUUGCAAAAAUUUAGAGCAGAUCAUCUGGCCACCGACAGUCUCGGGCUGCUCGACCAGACCUACCAGAUCGGGACUACGCUCCAGGCGAAGGGCUGCCAACUCGGGCCCAACGAGCUCGAACACGGCUGUGUGGGCGAAUAUCGUCUCGAUGGCACCUUCUUGAUGGGCGAUGACUUGGCCAAAGAGCUCGAUAAACUAAUGACCGACACUCAGUUCUGGUUUCAACUCGAACUCGAAUAA